AUGCCUCCAGCUCAAGCUCAACCAAAUCUAAAUGGGCAACACAUGGCACAAACUUCAGGAUUGGGAGAGACCAACUUUAAUGAAGUAAAUGCCAUAACCACUAGAUUUGGAAAAGUCAUUGAACCAGCCAUUCAAUUUAGGCAGAAUGAAAAAGAAUCAAGUGAGCCUAACGAGAGUAGCCCCAGUGAAAAAGUAGUAGAAGCUCCAAUUAGGGUACCUUUCCCUCAAGCCCUCAAAUCUACCUCGAAGUUAACCACUCAACACAAUGAAAUCCUAAAGCAUCUUAAAAAAAAAACAUCAUGUCAAGAAAAUCGUUUUCUUGAUCGAGCAGAGCAAAUGAGUGCUAUGAUAGAGCAGAGGAUCCCACCUAAGGUUAAGCACCCUGGUUUUCCUACCAUCUCUUGUGUCAUUGGGAAUCGUGAGUUUGCACAAGAAUGGUCUGAUGAAACUAUCUUUGGGAAUAUUACUCUAGAAGUUAAUAUUUUUCAUGUCAUCAAGCAACCUAGAGAAGAAGAUGAAUCUCAUCAAACUUACAUAAUUGAUGCACUAACGCAGGAAGAAGUAUCUGCAAAAAUUGAUUUUGAUCCCUUGAACUCUUUCCUCCUAAAUUCUAAAAUCUCAAUUGGUUUUGAUAUUGAUGAAUAUGCUACCAGUUGUGGAUUCCUUGGACCAGAUGAUACAUUUCCUCUUUUGAGCAUUUUGAAUGAGCAUAAAUCUGUACUAGGGUGGACCAUAGCCGAUAUCAAAGAUAGUAAAUGGUUAAAUACUGCCACUCACAAGGACCAUUUCCUUCUCCCUUUUCUGAACCAAAUACUCGAACGUAUAGCUGGUCCUCCCUUUUAUUGCUUUCUGGAUGGAUACUCUGAUGAUUGCAUGAAAGUGUUUAUGGAUGACUUAACUGUGUUUGGAACCUCUUUUGAUGCAUGUAAACUGACCUCCGUACCUAUAAUGCAAUCACCUGAUUGGACAUUGCCAUUUGAAAUUAUGUGUGAUGCUAGUGAUUUUGUGGUAGGUGUUGUUCUUGGGCAACGAAAGAAAGAUCAUGCCACCCUUAAGUAUCUUCUUGCAAAGAAGAAUGCUAAGGCACUAUUAAUACGACUGACAUUUGAAGACACAUCAAACAUCUUGUCAAUGAGAGAUGAAUUUCCUGAUGAGAAUCUACACUUUGUCUCAUCUUUACCCUGGUUUGCUAACAGUGUAAAUUACUGGGCUGCAGGAGAAAUCCAAAGGAGUGGAGCGCACAGGAUAAAAGAAAGUUCUUGGUUGAGAUUUUUGUCAUAUCUAGCUUGUGGAGGCCAAUUUUCUAUGAAAAAGACCGCUGCAAAAAUUUUGCAAUGUGAUUUUUAUUGGCCUACUUUGUUUAAAGACUCUAAUACUUAUUGUAGAUCUUGUGGGAGGUGUCAAAAAUUAGGUGCUAUUUUUCGACGUAAUAUGAUGCCUCUAAAUUCCAUUUUGGUAAUUGAAGUAUUUGAUUGUUGGGGUAUCGACUUUAUGGGAUCCUUUCAACCUUCUUUUGGCUACCUUUAUAUCAUUGUGGAGAUUGAUUAUGUGUCUAAAUGGGUAGAUGCAGCUGUUUGUAGAGCCAAUGACAAUAAAAUGGUUGUUAAGUUCCUUACAGAAAAUGUUUUGUCUCGGUUUGACACACCACGCGUCAUUAUUAGUGAUAGAGGCACACACUUUUGCAGUCGUUUAUUUGAGGCACUAAUGAAAAAGUAUGGGGUUAUUUACAAAAUUUUCACCGCUUAUCACCCCCAAACUAGUGGACAUGUAUAUUUGGCCAAUAUGGAGAUUAAACAAAUUUUAGAGAAGAUGGUGAACCCCAAUUGUAAAGAUUGGUCAUUGAGACUACAUGACGUACUUUGGGCCUACUGCACAGCUUUUAAGACUUCGUUAGGCUUGUUACAUUAUAUGCUUAACUUCGGAAAGCCUUGUCACUUACCUGUCGAACUUGAGCACUGA
Olea europaea var. sylvestris is the source of this 1959-nucleotide messenger RNA. RefSeq lists its product as uncharacterized. Bases 1 to 1959 code for a protein of 652 amino acids. The record is from RefSeq and is a predicted model, not a curated record. Gene Ontology annotation, biological process: DNA integration. Gene Ontology annotation, molecular function: nucleic acid binding. The transcript has 12 exons. NCBI's taxonomy places the organism in Eukaryota, Viridiplantae, Streptophyta, Magnoliopsida, Lamiales, Oleaceae.